Molecule: messenger RNA, 698 nt
Organism: Stegodyphus dumicola
Lineage: Eukaryota; Metazoa; Arthropoda; Arachnida; Araneae; Eresidae
Product: HIG1 domain family member 1C-like
Biological process (GO): mitochondrial respirasome assembly
Cellular component (GO): mitochondrion
Source: RefSeq, a predicted model, not a curated record
GAUGUUUAGAAGGUGAUGUUGUUGUGCAACAAUGUACUACUACUAGAAUGGCAACGAUCCUUUUUAAAUUGCGGAAGACCUGGAAAGGUCACUGAUUUCAUAUUUACAUUUCAGUUCUUUUCUAUUUUGAAAAUUUGCAUCUUAUUAAAAAUGAUGACUCAUUCUCAAGAUGAGCGAUCAAGUGAACAACCUAUGUUUGAUUAUACAGCAGAAAGUAGCAUUCAGAAGUUAGCUCGGAAAUCAAAAGAUAAUCCCUUAAUGGUUAUAGGACUCACAGGCUGCUUCUUUGUUGCUACCUAUGGAAUCUACAAGUUCAGACAUCGUGGAAAAUUAUCAGCUUCUAAUUAUUUAAUGCAGCUGAGAGUAAUGGCACAAGGAACAGUUAUAGGUUGCUUGACACUUGGUAUAAUGAAGUCAAUAUAUGAUAAAGUAGCAUCUAAAAAAUCAGAGUGAUGCUUAUUUAUUAUAUUGAGAUACAAUAAUUUAUGAUGUAAUAAAUCAGCUUUCCCCAAUCAAUAUUUCAUUAGUAAUUAUAUGUAUAUGUAGAAUUUCCUAAGUGCAUUUUGCUCUUUUUUGGAUUGAGUGAAACGGAUACUGAAAGAAACUGAGAGCAGAUCAGAUGUUUGAAAUAUGUAAUAUAUGCACAUAGAUAUGUACAGAUUUAUUAAUAUGUACUGUAUUAAAGUGAUUUUUUUAAA